AUGUCAACACAAAUCAAAUCAUUCACCAGUGAUCCUAAUCGAGCAAACAUUCAGCUUCUAAGUAAGUUGGAAGGCCAUCAAGAUGUGGUCAAUGCAGCUUUCAUCAUUCCCGGAGAGGAUGGCGUGGUCAGUAUCAGCGAGGACAAAACCAUUCGAAUCUGGCUGAAGCGAGACAGAGGAGCAUACUGGCCAUCAGUCUGCCAUGUUCUCUCAUCUCCUGCUUCGGCGAUGGAUUAUAACCACCAAACGAAGCGCUUGUUUGUUGGUUUGGACGACGGUUAUAUAUCUGAAUUCAGUGUGGCCAAUGACUACAACCGAAUCAAGCUUACUAAAAACUUCAGCGCUCACACUGGUCGAGUUAAGGAGACUCUUUUUUCGCUUGAAACGGAAAUGGUGCUCAGCAUUGGCCGUGAUAAAUUCCUUGUUUGGCAUUGCUCAGAAAGGGGUAACCGAUAUGGGACAUACACCUGCAAGGUGGCUUGUUCAGCGCUUCAGUUUGAUCACCAGUCAAGACAUGCCUUUAUCGGCGAUGUGAACGGCAAUAUUGAAAUGGUCAAGCUAUUGAACGAUUCCUUUCAGUUUAUCACAAAUUUAAAAGGACACUCUUUAAUGGUGCGCUGUCUUGAGUGGGACAGCACCACCAAGCUUCUCUUUUCGGGUGGAAGCGAUAAGACUAUUAUCUGCUGGGACAUUGGAGGCAAAAAAGGAACUGCGUACGAUCUUCAGGGUCACAAUAAUGUUGUCACAUCGUUGCACUUUUCCCAUCUUUCUCGACAACUCAUAUCUGCCUCGGAGGACUGUACCAUUGUCGCUUGGAAUAUGAACAGCGAAAGAAAGGAGACUCCUGAAUGGGUGGAAAAUGAUUUUUGCCAAAUCUGCAGUAGACCCUUUUUCUGGAACUUAAGAGCAAUGUACGACCAAAAGACGAUAGGAUAUCGUCAGCACCACUGUCGCUUUUGUGGCAAAGCUCUAUGCGAUGAUUGUAGCGCUAAUCGGUCCACCCUUCCCAAGCUGGGCUACGAAUUUCCUGUGCGCGUUUGCAAAGAAUGCUCCGGUAAAAUCACUGAGGCAGAUCGCGUUUCUUUGGCAAAGUUUUACGAUAGCAAGCACUGUGUCAAUCAUAUGCACAUCGAUGAGGCCAACAAGCUAAUGGUUACCUCGGGUUUCGAUCGAGUUAUCAAGCUCUGGGACAUAAGUGCCAUUCUUGCUUAG
Rhagoletis zephyria (snowberry fruit fly) is the source of this 1212-nucleotide messenger RNA. The record is from RefSeq and is a predicted model, not a curated record. Lineage: Eukaryota; Metazoa; Arthropoda; Insecta; Diptera; Tephritidae.